AUGGAAGCUCUCUCGUGGCUUUGCCUUCACUGUCAAACUCUCCACGUACGCUCAAUGCCAACAUCUCAAGUUCCUCCAAACUUUAUCACAGGUGCCACAAUUUCAGCCCCCAAUUACCUCAGCAUAUCCCAUUUCACCCUUCCUAAAAUCAUUACCUCGGCUCUUCAUGCUCUGAGUGGUUAUUUGUUUUCAAGCUUAAUUGCACCAAAGUUUCAAAAUCAGGGAGGAAGAGAAGAACCGGAUUAUGAGUCGGAAGAGGUCGGCUAUGAUGAGCUCAAGAAGCGGAUGCAAAAACUCAAAGAGAAACGUAAAGACGAAGAAGCUGAAUCCUCUUCAAGACAAGUGGCAUCCCGGUGGAAGAAGAUGUCAAGAGCUCAAGAUUUAAUCCUCAAGUACAUGGUGAAGAUUAUGGAGGUCUGCAAAGCCCAAGGAUUCGUUAAGGGAAAACCUGUAACUGGCUCAUCUGAUAGCUUGCGUGAAUGGUGGAAAGAGAAAGUGUGCUUUGACAAAAAUGCUCCUAUUGCCAUUGCUGAGUUCAUGGCGCCACUUUUGGAGGAGAAAGAUGGAGAAAUGGACUUGAUUUCAAAUAUGCAUCUUCUUCAUGAGCUGCAAGAUACCACUCUAUGGAGUCUCUUAUCCGCCCUGAUGCAACAUUGUGCUCCUCCGUGGUGGCCAAUGGGAAAAGAAAUUUGGUGUGAGCAAGGGAUGUCUCAGGAACAUGGCCCUCCGCCUUAUAGGAAGCCUCAUGAUUUGAAAAAAGCUUGGAAGGUUAGUGUUUUGGCUUCUGUAAUCAAACAGUCCCCAGAUUUGAAUAAAAUGAGGAGAGUCGUGAGACAAUCCAAGUGUUUGCAGCAUAAAACGACAGCAAGAGAAUCAGCCACUUGGUCGAAAGUGAUUAACAAGGAAGAAGCUCUUUUGAAGCUCACUGAGACAUGUCUAAAAAUAUCACCAGAGGAAGAAGAAGCAGAAGGGAGAAACAAAGAGAAGCAUGCUAGUGAGAAAAGAAAGUGUAUGUUUGAGAGAGAGGUCCAAGAGAACACUCUCUAUGCUUGUCAAAAUUUGAAAUGCCCACAAAGUGAAAUUGGGUUAGGAUUUGUAAACAAGAACUCCGGGAGUGACCAUGAGUCUCAAUGUUCUUAUAAAACGGAUCAAGAAAGUGAACACAGUACUGAAGAAAAUAUAGAUCCAAACUCGGAUUCAUCAGCCUGGAGAAGCUUCCCCACCACAAAUAGUACUCUGAGUUCUCUAGAUGGAACCAGCAGAGAAAGCCUGAGUCUUCAGGAGGCAAAUGAAAGUAUGAAGGAAGUUGGAGAGAAGUGUGAACCAGGGGGUAUUUCUGCAGUGGAAGAAUAUGGAAGAUUAUUUUGGGAUGGUGGAAUUGAACAUCGUGACAUGGAUGGAGCAUUUUACACCCAGAGAUACAUGGAAACAAGUAAUGUGAAUGCUUUACAAGGCGAUACCAUUGGUCAAGGAGUGACUUCAAAUUGGGAUUUGGGAUUUGAAGGGUGA
Mangifera indica (mango) is the source of this 1509-nucleotide messenger RNA. Its product is annotated as putative ETHYLENE INSENSITIVE 3-like 4 protein. Gene Ontology annotation, cellular component: nucleus. The record is from RefSeq and is a predicted model, not a curated record. Gene Ontology annotation, molecular function: DNA-binding transcription factor activity; DNA binding. Lineage: Eukaryota; Viridiplantae; Streptophyta; Magnoliopsida; Sapindales; Anacardiaceae.